This is a messenger RNA of Choloepus didactylus (southern two-toed sloth), 1880 nucleotides long. RefSeq names its product tumor protein p53 inducible protein 3 (gene TP53I3). The transcript is spliced from 10 exons. Gene Ontology annotation, molecular function: quinone reductase (NADPH) activity; quinone binding; NADPH binding. Lineage: Eukaryota; Metazoa; Chordata; Mammalia; Pilosa; Megalonychidae. Bases 553 to 1551 code for a protein of 332 amino acids. The record is from RefSeq and is a predicted model, not a curated record.
AGGGAAUGUGAGGAUUCCUGACCCGUGUGUCUCCUUGGCUCAGUGGCUGUCCUGCCUGCACACUUCAGUUGUCGCGCGCACCUUUAAAAAUUAUCGGUGCUUGUGCUGCACGCCAGACCCAUGAAAAUGGAUCCCUGAGGAUAAUGCCCAGUGACAUUCGAACACUUGUGAACGGAUUUGCCAAGAACCCUUUGCAAGCCCGAAGAGAGGGAUUGUAUUUUAAGGAAAAGGAUUACAAAUGUGUCCGGGCAGAUGAUUAUUCUCUUUAUGCUAAAAAUGAGAAUAUCUAAGAAAAAAAGGAAAUUAAGCCAUCAGAGGACUAUUAAAGCACCCAAUCCCUUUCCCUCACAAGUUCAAGAAGCUUCCCGAAGGAAGGGCAGGAUAUCAGAACUAUACGUAGAUGAGCUAGAAGCCGCCUGGCCUGGCUGGAAAACAGAUCCCAAGCCUGCCAAGAGGGGUGGCUGCGCAGUCCCAGCGCCUGGGGUCCGGCUGCGAAGGCCCACGAGGGCGCCGGCCGGCCCGGAUCAGGGGUGAUCCUCGGCCCACAAGAACAUGCUAGCUGUGCACUUCGACGAGCCCGGAGGACCAGAGAACCUUCACCUCAAGCAGGUGGCCAAGCCGAGCCCAGGAGACGGUGAAGUUCUCCUCAAGGUGGCGGCCAGCGCCCUGAACCGGGCGGACCUCCUCCAGAGACAAGGCCAGUAUGCCCCGCCCCCAGGAGCCAGCAGCAUUUUGGGACUGGAAGCAGCUGGACACGUGACAGAGCUGGGACCCGGCUGCCAGGGGAACUGGAAGCCCGGAGACCCGGCCAUGGCUCUGCUGCCUGGUGGGGGCCAGGCUCAGUAUGUCACAGUCCCUGAAGGGCUCCUCAUGCCCAUCCCAGCAGGACUGUCCCUGCUCCAGGCUGCAACCAUCCCGGAGGCCUGGCUCACCGCCUUCCAGCUGCUGCACUUUGUGGGAAACGUUCAGGCCGGAGACUCUGUCCUGAUCCAUGCAGGAGCAAGUGGUGUGGGCACAGCUGCCAUCCAACUCGCCCGGAUGGCUGGAGCUCUUCCUCUUGUCACAGCAGGCUCGCAGCACAAGCUUCAGACAGCAGCAAAGCUCGGGGCCACUGCUGGAUUCAAUUACAAAGAAGAGGACUUUUCCGAAGCAAUACUGAAAUUCACCAAAGGUGCUGGAGUCAACCUUAUCCUAGACUGCAUUGGCGGAUCUUACUGGGAGAAGAAUGUCAACUGUCUGGCUCUUGACGGUCGCUGGGUUCUCUAUGGUCUGAUGGGAGGAGCUAACAUCAGUGGGCCCCUGUUUUCAAAGCUAGUUUUUAAACGAGGAAGUCUAAUCACCAGUUUGCUGAGAUCUAGAGACAAAAAGUACAAGCAAAUGCUGGUGAAGGCUUUCACGGAACAAGUCCUGCCCCACUUCUUCUCGGAGGGCCCCCAGCGUCUCCUGCCUGUUCUGGACAGAAUCUUCCCGCUGACCGAAAUCCAAGAUGCGCAUGCAUACAUGGAGAGUAACAGGAACGUGGGCAAAAUCGUCCUGGAGCUGCCCCAGUGAGGGCGGCCGGGGCACUACAAGACGCGGCCACCCCAGGCCUUCCUGGAGCAAACUUGGAAAAAAUUUCACAGUCCACAGACAAGAGGCGAUGCUACUCCCCAACCGGUUCCCCUGGCCCUCCCCAGACCUCGGUAACAGAUCCCUGUAAAGCAGGUUUGAAGAAAUAAAGAGAGUGGACUUGAAGCGCGCUCGCGAGGUCUGGGACCGCGGGGCAGGUGUCAGAUGGGUGUCAGAACGCGCGUCGCCGCGGAGAUGACAAGGGAGGCCGGGCCACCGAGGGUUUAAGCCGGGAAGGCCACGGCAGGAGCCGGGAUUAGGGCACAGCGUCA